Molecule: messenger RNA, 894 nt
Organism: Oryza brachyantha (malo sina)
Lineage: Eukaryota; Viridiplantae; Streptophyta; Magnoliopsida; Poales; Poaceae
Product: chaperone protein DnaJ
Exons: 6
Coding region: 274-639 (121 amino acids)
Cellular component (GO): nucleus; cytoplasm
Source: RefSeq, a predicted model, not a curated record
AAAACUAGGAAAAAGAAAAGAACACAGGAACAAAAAAAGAAAAUUAAGGGAGGGAAGAAAAGGAACUCCCUCCGGCUCCUCCGAUCCCACCCACCCCGGUCUCGCUCUCGCCUCCUCACCGCCGAUCGAUUCGUUCCUCGGCUUCCUCCUCCCGGAUCCACGAAGCCAAGCCAAAGCCAAGCACGGGAGCCGCGCGCCCCUCCACCGCUCGGAAGGAAAACAAGGCGACCGCGAAGAGAGGAAUCAGCUCGGGGUGAUGAAUUGUUACGCUGUAUGGACGGAGCAAGCGAGAAGCCUCCCCACAAGGACUAUUACAAAGUUCUGGAGGUUGAUUACGAUGCAUCUGACGACAAUAUCAAAUUGAGUUAUAGAAGAUUAGCUUUGAAGUGGCAUCCAGAUAAGCAUAAGGGGGAUAAUGAUGUCACAGCUAAAUUUCAGGAGAUCAAUGAAGCCUACACAGUUCUAAGUGAUCCGGCUAAGCGUCUUGAAUAUGACCUUUCUGGCUGUUACGAGUUAAAUCGAUAUACUUUGCGUGAGUACCUUACAAGAUUUAAGGGUAUGAUACUUACCUGCAAUGGCCUCGGCAUAGACCAUUCUUCAAAAUGGGCCCGACAUUUGAGGGAAUUGGAGCCUCAUUGAUCUACAGGUACAUAUAUUUGUCCAUUAGCUGUUUUUUUAACACAACCAUGGAUACGACAGGGUAUGUGUCUGUUCUUUGUAACACAACAAUGUAUUCUGUCGUAUACCAGUGUAAUUUUGCUGCAAAGAAUGCAUGCACUCAAUUUCCAGACGUAUUUUGGCUUCUCACAAAAAAUGAGCUAUAUGGUUUGUGCCGUUGUGGUGAUUAACUUCUCACAAAUACAAAUUAAACCUAUCCUUUCUCAUGAAACAUGG